Messenger RNA from Fusarium tjaetaba, 1047 nucleotides. Its product is annotated as d-amino-acid oxidase. The transcript has 5 exons. NCBI's taxonomy places the organism in Eukaryota, Fungi, Ascomycota, Sordariomycetes, Hypocreales, Nectriaceae. Gene Ontology annotation, molecular function: FAD binding; D-amino-acid oxidase activity. The record is from RefSeq and is a predicted model, not a curated record. The coding region runs from base 1 to 1047 and encodes 348 amino acids.
AUGGCGUCUGAUAGUAUUGUCAUCGUCGGGGCGGGAAUCAUUGGCCUAGAUGUCGCUCUCGUUCUCUCCCAGCAAGGCUACGGAAAGAACAUCACAGUCAUAGCCGAGUACCUCCCCGGCGACACUUCACCAUCAUACACAUCUCCCUGGGCUGGGUGCAACUUUUCCGCCAUUUCUGGCACUGACGCCAACGCGAUAAAAUGGGAUCGCCACGGCUAUGCGCACUUGAAGAAGUUGGCUGCAGAUGACUCUGAUGACUCUUUCGUAAAGAGGACACCUUCAAUUGAGUUCUGGGAUGAUAACGUCCCGCAUGACAAGAUCAAGGCUAUGGCGGAUUAUCUCGAUGACUUCCGAGCUCUGUCUGCCCAAGAGCUUCCCGAUGGUGCCAAGUUCGGCUGUGAGUUCACCACAUUGACCGUCAACGCGCCAGCUCACUGCUUGUACUUGUACAAGAAGCUGAGAGAGGAAUACGGCGUACGAUUUAUCCGACGAAAGCUCGGGAGCAUCCAUGAGGCAUAUAACAACCCUUCCACGAAGGUCGUCUUCAACUGCACGGGUAAUGCAGCAAAGACACUGGCAGGCGUGCAAGAUGAGAAGUGUUAUCCCACUCGAGGUCAAGUCCUUCUCGUUCGAGCAUCGCAUGUCAGUACCAACGUCAUGCGUCACGGGAAGGACUACGAGACCUAUGUGAUUCCGAGACCUGGAUCAAAUGGCAAUGUAAUUUUGGGAGGAUACAUGCAGAAGGGCAAUGACGCAACGUACUCUUCUGAAAGCGAGUCCAUUCUUCAAAGAACAACGGAGCUAAGCAAAGAGCUUCAGCAGAAGGAACCUGAGGUCUUGGCUGCGUUUGCGGGCAUGCGACCAUCUCGCGAGGGUGGCGCAAGAAUUGAGCGCGAUGAGAUCCCCGUCAAUGGAGAAAGACGCGUGAUUGUGCACAAUUAUGGUGCUGGUGGUACAGGCUUCCAAGCUGGAUAUGGUAUGGCAUUGGAUGCUGUCAAGAGCAUCGAGGAUAUUCUAAGCACUCUUUCUACCAGAUCAAGAUUGUAA